UACAUUCAGCCCAAGGCUGCUUGAAAGGAACCGAGCUACUCUUCUCCCUCAUCUCUCUCCACCGACAGAGUUUAGCAGGCAUGCGAGAACGGGAACAGAGAACCUGAUAUGGAGAGGGCAGAGGAGAGGACCGGCAGCUUCGGAGAAGUCCCGGUACGCAAGAAAAUGUCCCGCACAUGGUGGUGAAAUCAUAAAUGGUAAAAAGACCCCGGAGAACUUAAUGCUGUUUAUGGCCUCAGUGCAGAACAACAUGGGUCAUGUAUGUGGAGGAUUCCUCAUCAGUGAAGACUUUGUGGUCACUGCUGCGCACUGUGACCGCCAGAAUCCUACAAGUGUUGUUCUUGGCACCCACAAUCUCAGGAAGGUUGAUAAUGACACGAUGAGAUACAGCGUAAAGAGAUGCAAGCAUCCAUGUUUUGACAAUGAACGAUGUGGUCAUGACAUCAUGCUUCUCAAACUGUUUAAGAAAGCUCGACUGGGCAAAAGAGUUCAACCAACUCAACUUCCCAAGACUGACAUUAAAAUAAAAGAUAAGGAAAAGUGCCAUGUCGCUGGAUGGGGUUGGACUCAAAGUCGUGGUAAAGUUGUUGUUGUACUGCAAGUGGUGGACGUGCCAUUUGUCAACCUGGAGGUCUGUAAGAAAGAAUGGGCUGCUAUUGGUGGUAAUCUUCCUGCCAAUGUUAUCUGUGCCGGUGGAUAUGGCACAAACAAAGGAUUCUGUCAGGGUGAUUCGGGUGGUCCUCUGGUGUGCAGUGGGAAGGCUGUUGGUGUUGUGUCUUUCAACAUGAGAAAAAACUGUGACUACCCAAAU
Molecule: messenger RNA, 811 nt
Organism: Micropterus dolomieu (smallmouth bass)
Lineage: Eukaryota; Metazoa; Chordata; Actinopteri; Centrarchiformes; Centrarchidae
Product: serine protease ami-like
Exons: 5
Biological process (GO): proteolysis
Molecular function (GO): serine-type endopeptidase activity
Source: RefSeq, a predicted model, not a curated record